GCUUUGAUUUGUCUACCACAAAUUCAAAAAAGUAAUAUUAGUAAAUCUCUUUCCUCUUUAGGCAUGUUCUUUCUUCCUUGUUAAUGCACUUGGCAGGUAACAUUAUGCUAUCAAAGGGGUCAUUAGUUAAGUCUCAUCCAAUAUCACCUGUACCGCCACUGGCUUUGCCAUCAUCAUCAUCAUCAUCAUCAUCUCAGUUAGAUCCUUUGCAAACUAUAACAUCUUUACCAGAGCUGAUUAGUAUGUCAUCCAAACCAUCAGACUUUAUAUUUGAUUAUUGUAUAGGGACAGGAAACUUUGGAGAUGUUUAUAAAGCAAGACGUAAAGAUUCCAAUACUAUUUUUGCCAUAAAAGUUAUUGACUUAGACGAAUCAAUUGAUGAUAUCAACCAAUUAACUCAGGAGAUUCACUUACUUUCUAGAUUAAGAAGUCCUUAUAUUACUAAUUAUUUUGAAUCAUUUAUUUAUCAAUGGAAUAUGUACAUUGUUAUGGAAUAUUGUGGAGGUGGAUCAUGUUCUGAUUUAUUAAAAUUAUAUAAACAUGUUCCUGAAAUGAUAGUUUCAUUCAUUCUUAGAGAAGUUUUAAAAGGUUUACAAUAUUUACAUUCUGAACAUAAAGUUCAUAGAGAUAUUAAACUGGCUAAUAUAUUACUAACAGAAAAGGCAGAAGUUAAAUUAGCCGAUUUUGGAGUAAGUGGAGAAAUGUCAAUGACUCAUAUUAAGAAGAAGACAUUUGUUGGUACACCAUUUUGGAUGGCACCAGAAGUUAUUAUUAGAGGUGACAAGAAUAAAAGAGAAGAAAAUGAGUCUAAAGAUGAUGGGUAUGAUUCCAAAGUUGAUAUUUGGUCAACGGGUAUAACAGCAAUUGAAUUAGUUACUGGUAGACCUCCAUUAUCACAAUAUAAUCCUUUUAAAAUUUUAUUUCAAAUUCCCAAGAUUACUCCACCUACUUUAGAAGGAGUUCAAUAUAGUGAUAACAUUAAAGAUUUUGUGAGGUAUUGUUUAAUUAAAGAACCAUCAUUUAGACCAUCAGCUAGUAUAUUAUUGAAGCAUCAUUUUAUAACUAGAGGUAGACGUAAUGCAGCAUCAGCUCAGAAUCAAUUAUUUUUAAUGAUUUCAAAAAAGAAUGAUUAUUUAAGGAGACAUGGUAAAUUAGAAAGGACUCCUAAUCAUUUGAUAUAUGAAGAAGAACAAAAUAGUUUAGCAACUAAUGCAGUGGAAUGGAAUUUUCAGACUAUGACUGGUCUACCUGCCUAUUCAGAUCUUGGACCACAGGUUUUGAACAAGACUCCAAAAGUAAUAGUUAGAGAACUUCCUAAGAAAAAUAUAGAUCCAAUGGUUAGAACAGAUCAUGUGCAAGUGCAAGUACAAAGUUCUUCCCCAAUACAAAUUAAUGGACAGGAAGUGUUAUUUGGAUGUCUUGAGAAUUUAUAUCGUCGUGCCAUGACAGAGGGUGCAAAGUCUGAUAUUGCUUCAUUAAUGCUGGACUUUCAUAGAUAUGAGACACAACAGCCAGGAUUAUGUGAUGCACUUGUAGAAGAGUUUUUACAUGUUCCAUAUAAAGUGUAGCAGUAUAAACAUUAGAU
This is a messenger RNA of Scheffersomyces amazonensis, 1585 nucleotides long. Its product is annotated as putative serine/threonine protein kinase. Gene Ontology annotation, cellular component: cytoplasm. Gene Ontology annotation, biological process: protein phosphorylation. Lineage: Eukaryota; Fungi; Ascomycota; Pichiomycetes; Serinales; Debaryomycetaceae. The transcript has a single exon. The record is from RefSeq and is a predicted model, not a curated record. The coding region runs from base 84 to 1568 and encodes 494 amino acids. Gene Ontology annotation, molecular function: protein serine/threonine kinase activity; ATP binding.